AUGAAGUCGUGUCUUUAUCAAACUGAAACCAAAGACAAAACCGAAACACGAACCCACUCAUCAAACCCAAACAAUGUCCCCCAAAACGAUACUCGAACCCUAGCCACCAGCCACCGCGUCGAAGAAAGGCAUCGGGACGAGCGUCGGCACCGGCAGCGGGACGAGCGUCGGCACCGGCAUCAGGACGAGCGUCGGCAUCGGCGGAAGGUGAGGAAGACAUCGAACAAGUUGAAGUUGGAGUUAGAUGAGGAGGAAGCAAACAAGUCACUUUACCUAUGUUACCUUGAACAGAGCGGAGAUUGCGUUGCUUAUGUAAUCCGCGCCGUCAGAUUGUCCGAUUUGUUGUCGUCCGAGAAGCCAUCGAGAUUACGGCAAGUGGGUUUUAAGGCCGGGGACCAUCUCCCCGGAAGUGUAGGUUCCGGUGUUAUGGGCUCCCAAAUUCUUCUAGCCGGCGGGUUGAGACCCAACAUCCCUUAUGGGAUUGGAGCACAUAUGCUUCCCUCAGCUGUUUGGCAUAGAAAUGUUUAUGCCUUUGAAACUGACCCCAAUAAGCAACCUCGUCCUUCAAUCAGGAAGCUUGAUGCCACUUUACAAGGUGCCAAAUUGGGCCCUAUGAUGGUGGAGCUUGGGGGCAAAUUGUACGCUCUUUCGUAUUAUCUGGUUGGCAACCCUCCCUCGUUUGAGGUGUUUGAUCCCAAAAUGGGAAGUUGGUCUGCUCUGCCACAGCCCCCAUUUUUCCAACCUCUCUCUGAAUAUUUCGAAUACGCUCCCUUCUCUUAUGCAUUUACCGGCACCAAGAUGUUUGUGUCCCAUGAACAAUGUCCUGUGUUCUGUUUUGACGUCGCGCACCCGGAUAGAGAAUGGAGACUAGUCCCUACUAUGUGUCAAGGCGGCCCUUUUCCAUUUGCUGGUGUGUCUUUGGUCCUGGACCUGCCGGAACCUGACAAGAAGAUAGUGUUUGCCUAUAGUCACGAUCGUUGGUGUUUAGGAGUUUAUGUCAUGUCAUUGUGUGAAAACCAAGAGUCUAUCACACGGAUUGGUGAUUUGAAGCUGCCGCGGUUGCCUUAUGAAUUGGGUGAAGCAACUGGCUGUGAUUUUGUCCACAUAGGAGGUCGGAAAGCCUGCAUUGUUGUCCCCGAAUUGGAGCCCCCCUGUGAUGAUGAAGGAGGAGACGAAUUGGAGCUCGGGUCUCAUAAGACAUUGGGGGUUGCCAUACCAUUUCAGUUUGAAGUUGAUAUGACUAAGCUGGACAAGGACAAGAAAAUUGCUUCACCCUCCAAUUCAUGCCUAUUCGCAUCUUCAAAUUUCAUACCACUCCAUCCACUCUUCCUGACCCCGAAUCUAUGGCAGAGAGGCUUGCCCAUGAGCCCCUCCGAUACAUUCUCCUUCAUGGUUGCGAAGAACAACUCCCAGACCCCCAUCAUUCUCAUCGGACCAGGCCGCAUCACAAUUAAUAGCAGUCACUCCCUCAGGAGGCAAACAAAUAGAAGAAGGUGAUUCAUAUUGAUAAACGAAGCAGCAUCUAGCUUUCCAGAUUGACCAGCAAAUAAAGCUAAUCAAGGUACCGCACCAAACCCUGUCACUCUUAGUGCUGCGUUUCAUAAUAGAAUCCUGCAGCCAUUUGUCCAAAGUGGUAACCUUUCCGCUUAAACAUGAGGAAAGAUAUAAAUAAUGCAGAGUGACAGCUUCGAGCUUUGUUGAUGUGAACUAGCUACUUCCGGGAUUGUUGUAGAACAUUAGCCUAAUUAGCCAGAGUUGGUUUAAACUAACAAUAAGCUAUGCCAAACAUAUAUCUGUUAGCAGCAGACAUGUUACUGGAUUGAUUGAUCUACUGUGGUCAAUGGGGAAGGGAUGUUAUAAUGAUUGAAAGACAUAAUGUAGUAAUGAGUUUUAUAACUUCUGUAUGAAGGUUUUUAUUUGACAAUGUCUUUGAUUCUGGUUGAG
Fragaria vesca subsp. vesca is the source of this 1944-nucleotide messenger RNA. RefSeq lists its product as uncharacterized. The transcript is spliced from 3 exons. The record is from RefSeq and is a predicted model, not a curated record. The coding region runs from base 1 to 1497 and encodes 498 amino acids. Gene Ontology annotation, molecular function: protein binding. Lineage: Eukaryota; Viridiplantae; Streptophyta; Magnoliopsida; Rosales; Rosaceae.